This is a messenger RNA of Linum trigynum, 2407 nucleotides long. Lineage: Eukaryota; Viridiplantae; Streptophyta; Magnoliopsida; Malpighiales; Linaceae. The record is from the annotation of a GenBank genome assembly.
GCAUAGUCAUAACUUUCACGUUUGUCACAGAUAUAGCCACAACUUUCGAAAUACACAAAAUAGCUAAGAUUUUGAUAGUUGUUUGACAAAUCUAGCCAUUUUCGUUACAAACUUUAACGGUGUUAGAAAUUCCGUUAGUUAGGUUAACGAAACGCUGACUAGGAUGCCAAAUUGACGCACACGUCAACGAUAAAUCAGCCUCACUUGCCACGUCAUAAUUUACUUAAAAAAUAUUUUAGGAAAAAUACACUUCCAUAGCCACAACUCUCAUGUUUGUGACAGUUAUAGCCACAACUUUCGCGUUUGUGACAAUUAUAGCCACAACUUCAGGUGUGUGAAAGUUAUACCCGCAACUUUUCGGGUGAGUCUAUCCUUUGGGAUAUUAAUUUGAGAAUUACUCUGAGGGGUGGGGCUGAGCGUGAGAAAUGCAAUCUCUUUCACUAUCUUGACUCUUUACAUGUUGAUUACCUUAAUCAUAGUCCCUGCAGACCUGUAUGGGUCCCCAAUCCAGGGUCAGGUUUUUCCUUUUCGCCCAUGUACAGGUGUCUCAUCGAUGGCUACUUCCCGGGAGUUCCUGAUUUUCGUUUCCAAGCGAUAUGGAAAAGCAUUAUCCCCACAAAGAUUUGCUUCUUCGUGUGGACUGUUUGCCAUGGUAAAACUCCCACGAUCGACAGGCUGAAGAGAAGAGGUUGGGUCAUUGCUAACCGUUGCGAGCUUUGUAAGAAGGACGAAGAAUCCCGAAACCAUCUUCUUAUCAAUUGCGAAUAUUCCAGGAGUACUUGGGAUUUCUUCAAAAGAAGAUGCAGCGGGAUAUACCAGCAGGGGAGUGAUAUUAUCGACAUCAUCUGCUCUUGGCCCUCAUCUGCACCUGAUUGUGUGGACGAUUGGUUUAAAUAGUGCCUUCUGCAUUCUCUAUGGUGGCACCUUUGGAUCGAGCGCAACAGACGCAUAUUUAAAGACAUCAGCACCCCUUUUGGUGUCACGGCCAGGCGUAUUGCUCAAGAGAUUGUUAAUUGGAUCACGGCGCACGACAAAGCCAGUAGGUUACAAUGCGCUGAGUGGUUGAGAACACACUUUGAAAGAUGAGCAAGUGUGAUAUGGGGUUUCUUCUUUUCCUUCUUCUUUUCUUGCAGGACCUUCCUUUCCUCAGGGUCCUGUAGUUUUUGCCUUGCUGCAUGUUGAACUUCAAACCUUGUUUUUUGAUUCCCGUUCUCUUUAUUUAAUUUAUCAACCUUAUAAAAAAAAACUUUUGAAAUACAAAAAAUCGUCAGAAUGUUUAUGUUUUUUUUUUACAAAUCUAGCCAUUUUCGUUACAAAAUUUCGAAAUACACGUAUUAUUCUCAAUUUCUUCUCAGGGCUCUGUUUGAGAGGGAAUGCAAUGAGUCGGGCUAAUUGACAGCAAUGGAUCGAGCUUCACCAAAAACAAGAACAACUACACCCUCAGCGAUUUUGAGGGAUUGAAGGGGAAAAUGCAUUGCAAGCUGUCACAUCCUUCCUCCCGACUCAUCGUUUUGUUUCCAUUGAAGAAAUUGUCUCCUCUUUCACCCCCCCCCCCCCCCCCCCCCCCCCGCGAUGUCGUCUUCUUCGCGACCAUCGUCAACUUCUUCCCAACAGCCUUCUUGCUCUCCUUCUCGUCGUUUUUCUGUACUCUGCCAAGAGUUUGAGGCCUUCUCCAUGAAUCUAGCGAUUGGGGAUCUAAAUCGACAAUUUGGGGGAAAAGGUCUCAUUCUCCAGUCAUACUGUAAAGUGACAUCGUUAAAGGGAUGGACGGAAGUGGAUAUUUUGUGUAUUUCAAAAAUUGCGGCUAUAAUUGUCACAAAUGUAAAAGUUGUGGCUAUAACUGUCACAAACAUGAAAGUUGUGGCUAUAACGGUCAGAAACGUGAAAGUUGUGGCUAUGGUAGUUUAUUUUAUUUUUUCUUUGUUAAUCCAUGUGGAUCGCCAACUCAACAUUGUUGUCAGUCCAGUCAUACUGUUAAUUGACACCGUUAAGGGGAUGGACGGAAUUGGUUAUUUUGUGUAUUUCAAAAGUUGUGGUUAUAUCUGUCACAAACAUGAAAGUUGUGGCUAUGGAAGUGUAUUUUUCCUAUAAUAUAUUAGAUAUAUGUAUAAUAAUCUAAUUGGUUAAUUGGUUUGAUGAGUUAGUAGUGUAUGAAUCCAAACCAAACAAACUAAAAGUUUUAACCAAACCAAUUAUCCAAAUUAACCAAAUCAAAUUAUUUGAAUACUGCGAGUUAAAAUGGUUACCAUGGUAGCCAAUUCGUUUGAACACCCCCUACCUUUCCCUUCCCAUUCCUCCUUAUGAAGCGAAGGGAAAAUACCAUAAUUUUGGAAUCCGACUGAACCUAACCCAAUUGAGAGGGUAAAUUCGGUCAAAAUAAAAUACCCAAUGAAAUGGAUAAUUAGCG